Molecule: messenger RNA, 2343 nt
Organism: Funneliformis mosseae
Lineage: Eukaryota; Fungi; Glomeromycota; Glomeromycetes; Glomerales; Glomeraceae
Source: the annotation of a GenBank genome assembly
AUGACAGAUUACGCUCUAACAGAGCCACAGCGAUUUACGAGGCAACAGCAUAAUAAUUAUAAUAAUCAAGUAGGCCAAAACUGGGAAGCCUCUAGCAUGCCAGCUCAAGAAAUGCAAAAUUAUGAGCAAACAGUUAGCUCAACCUCAGUAAAUAACUGGGUCAUGCACGGUAACCCUUCUUAUGCCGCUCAAGGAAAUACAUACCAGGCAAAUGGUCAAAACGGGAUUUCGUCAGGUUACGGUACAUCUGUAUCAGAGCAGCCCUCAACAAACCAUGUCAACGUACAUCGAACAAUUUCAAAUAGUAUAGGUAUAUCGGUUAAUACAUCUAACCUUCCGGUAGGUAGCGCUAAUGUAAUCAGUACAGACGCUGGUAAAAUCAUUUGUGUUGCAGAUGUAAGAGGCAACAUUUCUCAAUUGAAUCAACUCGCAAAACAAACCGGUGCUAUUGCUGUUAUUCAUUCGGGCGAUUUCGGAUUUUAUGAAAAUAAUAGUCUGGAACGAAUUAGCGAUAGGACUUUACGUCACCUUGUUACUUAUAGUACUAUCAUACCUACACAAUCAAGAAACAAACUUCUUCAUAAUUCUACAUCUCCAGAGGAGCUACGUCGCACAAUUCUUGAAUCACCUACUCCUCUAUUAUCUGAAUUUCCACUUUUCAUGAAAGGAGAUAAAACACUCGAUGUUCCUGUAUAUACAGUAUGGGGUGCAUGUGAAGAUGUUACUGUUUUAGAAAAAUUUAGGAUGGGACAUUACAAAGUGCAUAAUUUAUUUAUUUUAGAUGAAGCCAACACUUAUGUAAUCGACGUGGGUGGCGUAAGUUUAAGAUUGUUUGGAUUAGGUGGUGCCGUGGUUCAACAUAAACUCUUUGAUAAUGGCGACGGUAUUGCAACCAUUGCCGGGGGUCAUGGAACUAUGUGGACAACUAUUUUACAGAUAGGUGAAUUGGUUGAUACUGCUCAAAAAGUGUUCGAUCCAACUGAGACGAGAGUACUUGUCACACACGCUAGUCCUGGUCGUGAGGGACUUUUAGCGCAAUUAUCUGUUGUUUUACGUGCUGACUUCACUAUUUCCGCUGGUCUUCAUUUCCGUUACGGCAUUUCAUACAACGAGUUUUCUGUACAAGUUGACCAAGCAAAUUUUUGUAAUAAAUUAGAAGCCUCCAAAAAGUGCUUCUAUGAAAUGUGGGAGUCUGUUAAAAGUCAAGUUGAAGGAUAUAUUGAUGAUUCUCAGAGAGUUCUAUUGCAAAACGCACUCACUGUUGUAGAUAAAGUUCCAUCGGUUAAUAGAGAAAGGGAAGAGCCUUCCUUUAAAAAUAUGUGGAACUUUAAUCUGCCCGAUGCUGCAUUUGGUUGGGUAUUAUUGGAUAUUAAAGAUGGUAGAGUAUCUGCCGAGACAAAAGCACAAGGUUUCAAUUUCGCUUAUCGUCGAGCCCCAACGACUAACCCAAUUACAGGCGCGCCCCAAAGUACGCAGAUAGGUGCGCCCACCAGUCCAUCACCCAUGAAUCUCCAAACUAGACGAACCCAAUCACAAUGGCAGCCUUCUCCCGCCCUUGUUCCUCAACCACACAUAAGUGCUGGGCCGUCGCCGAUUUUAGCUCCUCAAAGAUCAUCAUCUCCAACUCAGAUCACGUCACCUAAUGAACUUAAUAGUAAUGGUUGGAAACCAUGGAAUAAUAAUAAUGAGCCUUCAUCUCCUACAAAUGAAGACUCUACAUCACAAAAAGUUUUAGAUACGAAUAAUGAUACUGCUGAACGUGAUUCAUCAAAAAUUGCUGGAAGUGAAGUCAGUAAUAGUAGCCAGACAGACACUAUAAUUACCAAUAACAGUAAUACUAUUAGUAAUAAUGAUACCGCAAAUACUUUUGUUUCAGAAAAUAUCAUUUCUAAUCAAAUAAAUGGAAACGUAGACAGUGGUGGUAAUUGGGCUGAUCAAACACAACAUGAAUCUACUUGGUCAAAAGUAGAUUCGAAUGAGCCCAGUCAGGAUCAUAUUAACACUGUGCCGCAAAAUCGCAACCAAUAUAAUAAUCGUCGCAAUAAUGUUAAAAGCCAAUUUUCUACUUACGUUGGUAACUUGACACCUCCUGUAACUGAGGAAGAUCUUAGAGGAAUUUUCGAACAUACCGAUUGCCAGAUUGAAAAGGUUCGCUUGAUGUAUGAUCAACAAACUGGGGUUCAACGUACUUUUGCAUAUGUAGAAUUUAGUGAUGCUGCAUCACAAGAAGAGGCUAUUCUAUUAAAUGGCCAGUGGUGUGUUAUAAAACAAAAUUUUGAGUUGGGUGAAUGUCAUUUCCGUCGUUUCAUAGCUCUUGAAUGUCUUACGAAUAAAGGUUGGUGA